CACGCACCGGAAGUGACGCAGGCUUCCUCUUUCUUUUCACGCUGCGUUCUAUAACGUGGCUGCUGCAUUUCCCCGAGUGCGGAAGGAAAACACCGAGAGCGGCGCUAUGAAGCUGUGCGAGGGCGGUGAGAUUACUUCUGACACCCUCACAACAAAGAAGAGAAAGCUUAUGAAAGGGGACGCAGCAGGACUUGGUCUGGAACAGGUGGCUGUUAAUGGGAAACAUCAAGAGAAUGGAGAACUUAACAAUAACCAGCAGAAGAUUCCAAAACUGAAGAAAAAGAAGAAAUCUGUGAAAGAAUCAAGUCCUCUUGAGCCCACGGAGCAGUGUAACAGUGAUGGGCCUGAAGAACCUGAUACACCAACACCGAAAAAAGUAAAGAAGAAAAAGAAAAAGAGUGUUGAUGAAUCUGAAACACCAGAGGAUACAUCAGUUUCUGAACCCAAAGUCAAUGCCGAAAUGAACGGCACAAAAACAAAGCUGAAAACCAAGAAAACUGCCGGCAGCGGAACUGGAGAGGAAGGACCAGCGGCCAAGAAGCAGAAAAUGGACCAAUCGCAGGAAGGUGCCGAGCUGCAGACUGCCCAAUCAGAAGAGAAAGAGGAGCUUGAGGAUGAGGCACUCACAUUGGAGAAAUCAGAGGGAGACUUCUCUAAAUUUCCUAUUUCUGAGGAAACUGCUACUAAUCUGAGAGCUAAAGGCGUCACUUAUCUCUUCCCUAUUCAAGUCAAAACAUUCCAUGUUGUGAACAGCGGUAAAGAUCUGGUGGUGCAGUCGCGGACUGGCACUGGGAAAACCUUAUCAUUCGCCCUCCCGCUUAUAGAAAAGCUAAAGCUGGAGACGGAACCGCUGGUCAGAGGAAGAGCACCCAGGGUGCUUAUUCUUACGCCCACCAGAGAGCUGGCGAUACAGAUCAUGAAUGAAAUCCGCAGCAUCACUAAGAAGCUGAAAGUGGCUUGUUUCUAUGGAGGAACACCGUACCAGCAGCAGUUAUUCACUAUAAAGGACGGCCUUGAUAUCCUUGUUGGGACUCCCGGACGUGUGAGGGAUCUUAUCCAGAACCAUAGUCUGAAUCUGCGGAUUCUCAAGCAUGUGGUUUUGGACGAGGUGGAUAUGAUGUUUGAUAUGGGCUUUUCUGAGCAGGUGGAAGAAAUCUUGUCCGUGCGCUACAAGUCUGAUCCGGCAGAGAACCCACAAACUCUUCUCUUCUCUGCAACAUGUCCUGCUUGGAUGUACAACGUUGCUAAGAAAUACAUGCAAAAAGUGUAUGAGAAGAUUGAUCUUGUCGGGCACAGGAGUCAGCGGGCAGCCAUUACUGUUGAGCAUUUGGUCAUUGAAUGCACCAGGCAUCAGAAGGCCUCGAUCCUCGGGGACAUUAUUCAGGUCUACAGCGGCAGUUAUGGGAGAACCAUUGUGUUUUGUGACUCCAAGAUAGAAGCUCAUGAGUUAUCAACAAACUGCGGAUCUCUAAAGCAGACAGCAAAGCCACUGCAUGGAGACCUCCAGCAGAAGGAACGUGAAGUCAUCUUAAAGGGCUUUCGUCAGGGCUCCUUUGAAGUUCUUAUUGCAACCAACGUAGCUGCUCGUGGCCUGGAUAUCCCUGAGGUCGACCUUGUUCUCCUUUUUUCUGCACCAAAGGAAGCCGAUUCCUACGUUCAUCGAUCAGGGCGCACGGGCAGAGCUGGUCGCACUGGAGUCUGUAUUUCUCUCUGUGAACCCUGGGAACGUCAUUACUUGCGCAAUGUGGAGCAUAGCACGGGAAUCAAAUUCAAGCAUGUUGGCAUUCCCUCUGUAUUAAAUGUUGCCAAGUCCUCCAGUGCUGAUGCCAUCAAGUCUCUGGAGUCUAUACCAGCUGAUGUGAUUGAACAUUUUAGAGAGUAUGCUGAGGAGCUAAUUGAGAAAAAAGGAGCGGUGGAGGCUCUUGCUGCAGCGUUGGCGCAAAUAUCUGGCGCUUCGUCCCUUAAGCAACGAUCUCUGCUCAGCAUGGAGCCGGGCUACGUAACUGUAAUAUUGAGGUGCUCUGUGGCCAUGAACACAGUGAGCUAUGCCUGGAAAGCCAUUAAAGAACAGAUGGGAGAAGACAUUGAUUCCAAAAUACAUCACAUGCGUUGUCUGAAGGACUCUAAGGGGGUGUGUUUUGAUGUGAAGCCUGAAAUCCUUCAGCAGAUGCAGGAUAAAUGGAAAGAUUCCAGACGGUGGCAGUUCUCUGUUGCUACAGAAUUACCGGAACUUCAGUUAACAAAGCAAGACCUGGAAGGCCCACGGCAAAGGCAGUUUGGAGGCCGAGGAAGGAGACCGUUUGACAGAAGAAAUAAUUCCAGAAAUGGCGGCAGAGGAGGCGGCAGCAGAGGAGGCGGCAGAGGAGGUGGUGGCAGAGGAGGAGGCGGCAGAGGAAGACGGCGCUAAAGACCCUGGGUUUAUAAAACCUCUCCGGACUGAGUUGCUUUUUUUUAUGCCAUGUAAAGAUCUUAUUAAAAUAUCCUUAUUAAUCUGA
Bombina bombina (fire-bellied toad) is the source of this 2495-nucleotide messenger RNA. It is a transcript of the gene DDX21, whose product is annotated as DExD-box helicase 21. Bases 107 to 2407 code for a protein of 766 amino acids. Lineage: Eukaryota; Metazoa; Chordata; Amphibia; Anura; Bombinatoridae. The record is from RefSeq and is a predicted model, not a curated record. Gene Ontology annotation, molecular function: RNA binding; ATP binding; helicase activity. The transcript is spliced from 17 exons.